Molecule: messenger RNA, 2400 nt
Organism: Ciona intestinalis (vase tunicate)
Lineage: Eukaryota; Metazoa; Chordata; Ascidiacea; Phlebobranchia; Cionidae
Source: RefSeq, a predicted model, not a curated record
UUAUAUGGUCCCUUACAUGUGGUGGUGUAAUCACAAUGUUUACAGUUGCACCAGUCUUACUACAAUUGUUCGUGGCCUUUAAAUCAAGCGGGCGGUAUCUAAUUUCAUUUGAUCGUCCACACAGCGUCGUACUCGUAGUUCUAUCCCAUAACAAGCGAAUUUAACAUCAAAUAAGAUGCCACGAACAUUUGAUGAAGAAAUGGAGUUCUUGCACCGCCAAACUCCAUACAGCUGGAAAAUUGCCAAAGGUUUUGUGCCGAACAUGAAGGUUGAAGGAGAGUUUUUCGUAAACAAACAUCUCGAGAAUUUAAUGUUGGAAGAGCUUCGUCAUUCGUGCCAGGGUUCCACGGGUGGAUUUUUACCAGGAGUAAAACAGAUUGCUAACGUUGCUGCCCUGCCUGGUAUUGUUAAGAGCUCCAUUGGUCUGCCUGACAUCCACUCAGGUUAUGGUUUCGCUAUCGGAAACAUGGCGGCAUUUGACAUGGAUGACCCUCAAGCUAUUAUUUCACCUGGUGGAGUAGGUUUUGACAUCAAUUGUGGUGUACGACUUUUAAGAACUAAUUUGAGCGAAACUGAUGUGAACCCUGUGAAAGAAAUCCUCUGCCAGUCAUUAUUUGAUCAUAUUCCUGUUGGUGUUGGAUCUAAAGGUGUCAUUCCUAUGGGGGCAAAGGAUUUAGAAGAAGCUUUAGAGAUGGGUAUGGACUGGUCGUUGCGAGAAGGAUAUGCGUGGGCGGAGGACAAAGAGCAUUGCGAGGAAUACGGAAGGAUGUUGCAAGCUGAGCCAAGUAAAGUGUCCGCGAGAGCAAAGAAAAGAGGACUUCCACAGCUUGGCACCCUGGGUGCUGGAAACCAUUACGCUGAGAUUCAAGUGGUGGAUGAAAUAUUUGAUAAAUACGCAGCAAAUAAGAUGGGUUUGGAAUACAAAGGUCAAGUAUGUGUGAUGAUACAUUGUGGCAGCAGAGGACUUGGUCACCAAGUUGCUACAGACGCAUUGGUUGCCAUGGAAAAGGCAAUGAACCGCGACAAUAUAAUCGUCAACGAUCGGCAAUUGGCGUGCGCUCAUAUUGGUUCACAGGAAGGCCAAGAUUACUUGAAAGGAAUGUGCGCAGCGGGGAAUUACGCGUGGGUUAAUAGAAGCUCUAUGACAUUUCUCACAAGACAAGCGUUUGGAAAAGUGUUUAAAUGUUCUCCUGACGACCUAGACAUGCAAAUGAUCUAUGACGUGUCUCACAACAUCGCUAAGAUUGAGGAGCAUAUGGUAGAUGGGAAGCAGAAGAGACUUCUCGUCCAUAGGAAAGGGGCAACGAGAGCAUUUCCUCCUCACCAUCCUCUCAUCCCUGUGGAUUAUCAACUCACAGGCCAGCCAGUAUUAAUUGGGGGCACCAUGGGAACGUGUAGCUAUGUAUUAACUGGCACUGAACAAGGAAUGGAACAAACAUUUGGAACAACUUGUCAUGGGGCAGGCCGAGCAUUAUCUCGAGCAAAAUCGCGAAGAAAACUCGAUUUUCAAGAAGUCCUUGAUAAACUUACAGAUCAAAAUAUUUCAAUCAGAGUUGCAUCACCUAAACUUGUAAUGGAAGAGGCUCCAGAAUCUUAUAAAGAUGUAACAGAAGUUGUUAACACUUGCCAAGCAGCUGGAAUCAGCAAAAAGGCUGUUCGUUUACGUCCUAUUGCUGUUAUUAAAGGUUGACUUCACGUUUUUGCUAUCAUUUGUCGGGAAAAAUGUUGGCCUUAGUUAUAAGCCCCGAUAGUGCUGUAGUUCCUAAGUUGUAAUCAAGAGUUAGUUGGCGUGGUGGUAUUGCUUAAAUAAAUUUAACAUUUACUGUGUUUUUUUUUAACUGAAAUACAUGUAAUUUUCAUUGGAAAUUACCACGUAUUCAAGUGUAAAGUUCAAUUGUGUAUGACCCUUUCUGUUGGAUUUGUAUAAAAAUGUUUUUUUGCAUCCGAAUAUCUGUUCAAAUUAAAACCAAUCUUUUUAGGCUGUUCUGUAAUAUAACAGUAAUUUUAUUUCAAUGUUACGUCUGCCGUUUGGCAAGACAUUAUGCCUAGUAACAGAAGUACUACAAUAUUAGUAAACAUGCCGUUUUUCAACUAAUUUACCUUUUUAUGUUAUGAUUUGCUAGUACUGUUACAUUCUAUGUUCCAAACCAUUUAAACCUUCAGUGUGUAAGUGUUUAAUGUACUACUUAUUUAAAAAAAACAACUGUAUAUGUCAACGUUUCGUAUGCGUAGACAGAGUACUAAAUUGUAAAAUUGUUAACUCAUCAGUAAGCAUUUGGCUUUUACGUAAUGUCAUGAAUCGUACUAAAAUUACUUUUCUAAUCUCUCCUCAUAUGUUUUUAUCUCGAUACUUUAACUAUAACAUCUGAUGAUGCAUAAUAAAUUCUGAUAUUAAGUAAC